UUGUACGUCACGGCCUUACACCGUACUGUCCACUCCAGCAUAAAAAGAUCCGAAGAUGGCAGACUUCUGGUCCGAGGAGAGGGAGGAGAAAUUAAUUCGGUUGCUGGAGGAUCAACCUGUCCUAUACGACGUUGGCAGCAAGGGGUACAGCAACAGGGACAGCAAGAGGAGAGCGUGUUGUGACAUUGCGGUGGCAAUUGGUGUAUCCGAAAAAGAGGUGGGCAAGAAAAUCCACUCCCUCCGGACACAGUACAACAGGUACAGCAAGGCACCAGCUUCGGGGAGUGCCGGUGGGAGAACUGGCAGGCAGGACUGGGUACUAAGGAGGCUCUCUUUCCUGGAGCCAUAUAUCAGGAAGAGAGCUUCUUCGUCCAACGUGGAUGAAAAGAUUGUUGAAAGAGAGAGUGAUGAUGUGGAGCGGCUGGACGAGGAAGAGGACGUGGAAGUAGAGGAGAGCAGUGAACCCGAGGGACAAGGCAGCACCGGCCUCGUCCCUCAGGUUCAGAAGGUCGCAGGCGGUAAAAGAAAGAGGCAAACAGAAAAGCAAGAAGAUGAGGUCCUAAGUGCAUUUGGCAAUUUUCUGAGAAACAGGAUGGAACAGAGGGAGGAGGACACAAUGUCAAUCUUUUGUAAGAACCUCGAGAUGAAAAUGAGGCGAAUCAAGGACCCAAAUAUUUUAUUAGAUUUAGAGCACCAGCUGGAGGAAGCCUGCUACCAGGCUUCACUCAAAGAUAGAGACAACCAAGCCCCCCAAGGCACAGAAAGGAAAGGUAAUCCCUGAUAGUCACAUCACUGUCAAAUAUCUCUGUGACGUCAUCGAACACAAAUGGGCGACGUUUUAUUUGUGAUGCAAUGGUCUGCCAUCCCAGCUACAUCACCAUGUGAUCGCUUACACCAUGAUGAGAUGGAAAUGAUCCUCGAAACACGUUAUUUAUUGAACAGGAUAACUUACUGCUCAGCAUUGAUCUAAUGUCACUUGGUGCGAUUUAUACAAGCCAAGAAAUAAUAUAUUUUUUAAAUUUUAUUGAUGUAGAAUAGUAAUUUCAGAUCAUAAAUAUCAAGGGCUUUAACCAUUUGAAUUGGUGAUGAUAAAAUAGAAAGGUUGUUCUGUGUUAUAGCUCGAUUUUGCAAUCGGUACAGGUUAUUUGCCAAAUCUACAUCAGUUCUGUUGGUUUCCAAAUAAAACUCUAAACUCAUCCAA
Molecule: messenger RNA, 1201 nt
Organism: Gadus macrocephalus (Pacific cod)
Lineage: Eukaryota; Metazoa; Chordata; Actinopteri; Gadiformes; Gadidae
Exons: 3
Coding region: 56-781 (241 amino acids)
Biological process (GO): regulation of transcription by RNA polymerase II
Cellular component (GO): nucleus; transcription regulator complex
Source: RefSeq, a predicted model, not a curated record